Bufo gargarizans (Asiatic toad) is the source of this 1920-nucleotide messenger RNA. It is a transcript of the gene EIF3D, whose product is annotated as eukaryotic translation initiation factor 3 subunit D. Gene Ontology annotation, cellular component: eukaryotic translation initiation factor 3 complex; cytoplasm. Bases 167 to 1816 code for a protein of 549 amino acids. The record is from RefSeq and is a predicted model, not a curated record. Gene Ontology annotation, biological process: translational initiation. NCBI's taxonomy places the organism in Eukaryota, Metazoa, Chordata, Amphibia, Anura, Bufonidae. The transcript is spliced from 16 exons. Gene Ontology annotation, molecular function: translation initiation factor activity.
UUACGCUCGUUCAGGAAGUUUUGCGACAGUGCUGGCUGAAUGACGUAAACCGUUCUCUUUCGGCUCUCCAUUGACAAGAGCCGGUUGCUGAGAGCGGGUUGGUGUGCGGCCUAGAAGAAAUCCGCUGCCAUCCGGGGGAGAGAACCGCGUAAACAGGUCUCUCAAAAUGGCGAAAUUUCAGGCGCCAGUGAUAAAUGACAAUCCUCUGGGCUGGGGACCCUGUGCCAUACCUGAUCAGUUCAAAGACAUGCCCUACCAACCCUUCAGCAAAGGAGACCGCCUGGGAAAGGUUGCAGACUGGACAGGGGCCACCUAUCAAGACAAGAGGUACACCAAUAAAUAUUCUUCACAGUUUGGCGGUGGCAGUCAGUAUGCCUAUUUCCAUGAGGAGGAUGAGACCAGCUUCCAGCUUGUGGACACCACUAAGAUGCAGAAAACUGCCUACCAGAGGAAUCGGCUGCGCUUUGCUCAGAGGAAUCUGCGCCGUGAUAAAGACAGGAGGAAUAUGCUCCAGUUCAACAUGCAGACGUUACCUAAGAGCGCUAAGCAGAAGGAGAGGGAUCGUUUGAGACUCCAGAAGAAAUUCCAAAAGCAGUUUGGUGUUCGCCAGAAGUGGGACCAAAAAUCUCAGCUCAAACCAAGGGAUUCCUCUGUUGAAGUCCGCAGUGACUGGGAAGUCAAGGAAGAAAUGGAUUUCCCCCGGCUGAUGAAAAUGCGAUACCUGGAAGUGUGUGACCCAGUAGACAUAGAGUGCUGCGGUGCCCUAGAGUUUUAUGACAAAGCCUUUGAUCGAAUCACCACAAGAAACGAGCGACCUUUGAAGAGCAUCAAGAGGAUCUUCCAUACCGUGACGACUACAGAUGAUCCUGUGAUCAGAAAGCUGGCAAAGACGCAAGGAAAUGUUUUUGCCACAGAUGCCAUCCUUGCCACCCUUAUGUGCUGCACCCGUUCUGUCAACUCUUGGGACAUUGUGGUUCAAAGAGUGGGAUCCAAAAUCUUCUUUGACAAGAGAGACAACUCUGACUUCGACCUGCUGACUGUCAGUGAAACGGCCAAUGAGCCGCCUCAGGAUGAAGUGAACUCCUUCAACUCUCCUAGAAACCUGGCCAUGGAGGCAACAUACAUCAACCACAACUUCUCCCAACAGUGUCUGCAAAUGGGCAAAGAAAAAUACAAAUUUCCAAAUCCAAACCCAUUCAUAGAAGAUGAUGUGGACAAAAAUGAAGUGGCCUCUGUAGCGUACAGAUACCGACGGUGGAAGUUGGGAGAUGACAUUGACCUGGUGGUGCGAUGUGAACAUGAUGGAGUGAUGACUGGUGCAAAUGCUGAGGUGUCAUUUAUAAAUGUCAAAACCCUGAACGAGUGGGAUUCCAGGCACUGUAAUGGUGUCGACUGGAGACAAAAGUUGGAUUCUCAGAGAGGAGCUGUGAUUGCCACUGAGCUGAAGAAUAACAGCUAUAAGCUGGCUAGAUGGACUUGUUGCGCUUUGCUGGCCGGUUCAGAGUACCUUAAACUGGGGUAUGUGUCCCGGUACCAUGCAAAGGAUUCGGCCCGUCAUGUUGUCCUUGGCACUCAACAGUUCAAACCCUGCGAAUUUGCCAACCAAAUUAACUUGAGCAUGGAGAAUGCCUGGGGCAUCUUGCGCUGUGUGAUAGACAUUUGUAUGAAGCUGGAUGAAGGCAAAUACUUGAUUCUGAAGGACCCCAACAAGCAAGUAAUUCGGAUAUACAGCCUGCCUGAUGGCACGUUCAGCUCUGAUGAGGAUGAAGAUGAUGACGAGGAAGAGGAGGAGGAAGCUGAAGAAGAAGAAAGCUAAAUGUCCGGAUGUGUCAGAGUUCCUCUUCAGAAUACGUCAUUCAUCACAGAUGCUUGAUAAGACCCAUUAUCAGAAACAAAAUAAAGAUUAUGCACAGACCAACA